Canis lupus familiaris (dog) is the source of this 4926-nucleotide messenger RNA. It is a transcript of the gene AHI1, whose product is annotated as Abelson helper integration site 1. The transcript is spliced from 28 exons. Gene Ontology annotation, cellular component: ciliary basal body. The record is from RefSeq and is a predicted model, not a curated record. Gene Ontology annotation, biological process: motile cilium assembly. Bases 529 to 4065 code for a protein of 1178 amino acids. NCBI's taxonomy places the organism in Eukaryota, Metazoa, Chordata, Mammalia, Carnivora, Canidae. Gene Ontology annotation, molecular function: protein binding.
GGCGCUGCCCGCACUGCGGCACCAGGUCGGCUCUCAAAGCCCUAGUGGCUGGCGGGCGGGAGGCUGCGCGAGUGCCUGGCGGGGAGCCGCUUCGCACAGUCGCAGCGUUGGCUCCGGCAGGACGGGCUGUCGGCCGCUCUGGGCUCUGGUGUCCGUGAGUACGCCGCAGGCCCGCAGGGUGUCAACCUGGUGCUGAAUUUCGAAUCUGUGAAAUGCCUUCUUAAUUACAUCCGAGAAAAGCAUUUCUUCUCGAGACUUUUCUGUCCAGAGUACCCAUAAUAUUGGAGGAAGAUGAAUAUUGAUCCCCAAGGAGCCAAAGCCUUAACUGAUAAUUGCUGAGCCAACUCAAAUUAUGUUUUUCUUAUUUUUUUUUUUUUACAAUCUUCAGUUUUACUCUUAAAAAUGUGUGAAUAUUGUGUUCUAAUGUGGAAGUUAAUAUGUUUGUUUUGGAUACGCACCCUCAUCACUAAGAUCCUGAUUGAGGCAGUGCUUUACAUUACAAUUCAAUGCUCUCCAUAAAGCUGAGAUAUGCCCACUGUGGAGAGUGAAGCCAAAGUAAAAACCAGAGUUCGCUUUGAAGAAUUGCUUAAGACCCACCAUGAUCUCAUUCAGGAAAGAAAAAAACUGAAGAAAAAAAUCGGCAAAUCUGGAGAAAAAAUUGCACUUGAUACUGUUAGAAGCAAUCUUCAGAAAAGUAAAGAAACUAAAAGUGAUGAUGUCAGUUCUUCAAACACUACUAACCUAGAGAAGAACAUGCCAGGCACUAAAAGCAAACUAAGGAAUUCCCAGUCAACACCUGAAAAUCCAGAUGAUGUUACUGUAGAGGAAGACAGGCAAUGGAAGGCAAGUAAAAAAGUUAUUAAAACGGUACUCCAGAUGACUGCACAAGGAAUGGAACUGGAAACUCCCAUGAAGAAAGUGGAUUCCACACAUCAGAAAGCACGAACCAAGUCACAGCCAGGGGUUGCUCAUCAGAAGAGCGAGAAGGCAGAUGAAGAAAGAGAAAAUAAUAAUGUAGAUGAGGAAGAAGAACUGAUGCAAGUAUACCAGCUCCAAGUAGCUGAAGAAAUGGCAAAGGAGAUUAAGAAGAAAAUAAGAAAGAAACUCAAAGAACAGUUGACUUACUUUCCCCUAGAUACUACUUCUUCAUUGCAUGAUGGCAAAUUGAACAGUGAGAAAAAAAUAAAGAAAAAAAAGAAAGUUCCAAUUUCAUCUAAAGCUGAAACAAGUAUAUCGAACAUCUCCAAUGACACAGUUGAAGGUGAACAAAAGAAGGGAUCUCCAGUUAGAACAGUUACCUCAGAUUCUCAUCAAGAUGGUAAAAUAAGCUCAAUGGAAGACAAUGUAGAAGACAGCAUGCAAGAUGACACAAAAUGCAAAUCAAAAAAAAAGAAAAAGAAGGCUAAAUCAGUUUCUGAUAAUAAUGAAGACACUGAUGGUGAUGGUGUUCAUGAAGUAACAAGCCGAGAUAGUCCAGUUUAUCCCAAAUGUUUGCUUGAUGAUGAUCUUGUCCUGGGAGUUUACAUUCAUCGUACUGAUCGACUUAAGUCUGAUUUUAUGAUUUCUCACCCGAUGGUAAAAAUUCAUGUGAUUGAUGAGAAUACUGGUCAGUAUGUCAAGAAAGAUGAUAGUGGACGGCCUGUUUCAUCUUACUAUGAAAAAGAGAGUGUGGAUUACAUUCUUCCUAUUAUGACCCAGCCAUAUGAUUUUAAACAGUUAAAAUCAAGACUUCCAGAGUGGGAAGAACAAAUUAUAUUUAAUGAAAACUUUCCCUAUUUGCUUCGAGAUUUUGAUGAGAGCCCUAAAGUCAUCUUGUUUUUUGAGAUUCUUGAUUUCUUAAGCAUGGAAGAAAUUAGGAAUAAUUCUGAAAUUCAAAACCAAGAAUGUGGCUUUCGGAAAAUUGCCUGGGCAUUUCUCAAGCUUCUUGGAGCCAAUGGAAAUGUAAACAUCAAUUCGAAACUUCGUUUGCAGCUGUAUUACCCACCUACUAAGCCUCGAUUCCAAUUAAAUGUUGUUGAAGUUUUUGAAUGGUGGUCAAAAUAUCCAAGAAAUCGUUAUCCAUCAACAUUGUACGUAACUGUAAGAGGAUUGAAAGUUCCAGAAUGUAUAAAGCCAUCUUACCGUUCUGUGGUUGCUGUUCAAGAGGAAAAAGGUAAACCUGUGUAUUGUGAACGACACCACGAGACCAAUUCAGUAGAUGCCGAACCUGGACUAGAAGAUUCCAAGGAAGUGGUGAAGUGGAAACGACUACCUGGGCAGGCUUGCCGUAUUCCAAACAAGCACCUCUUCUCACUAAAUGCAGGAGAACGAGGAUGUUUUUGUCUUGCUUUCUCUCAUAAUGGAAGAAUAUUAGCAGCAGCCUGUGCCAGCCGGGACGGAUAUCCAAUUAUCUUAUAUGAAAUUCCUUCUGGGCGUUUCAUGAGAGAAUUGUGUGGCCACCUCAAUAUCAUUUAUGAUCUUUGCUGGUCAAAUGAUGAUCGUUAUAUCCUUACUGCAUCAUCUGAUGGCACUGCCAGGAUAUGGAAAAAUGAAAUAAAUAAUAGCAAUACAUUCAGAGUUUUACCUCAUCCCUCCUUUGUUUACACUGCCAAAUUCCAUCCUGUGGUCAAAGAACUGGUGGUUACCGGAUGCUAUGAUUCUGUGAUACGGGUAUGGAAGGUUGAUAUGAGAGAGAAUCCUGCUGUAUUGAUCCGACAGUUUGACACACACAGGAGUUUCAUCAACUCUCUCUGCUUUGAUAUUGAAGGUCAUCACAUGUAUUCAGGAGAUUGCACAGGGGUGAUUGUUGUUUGGAAUACCUAUGUCAAAGUUAAUGAUGUGAAACAUUCAGUGCGCCACUGGAGUGUAAAUAAGGAAAUUAAAGAGAGUGAGUUUAAGGGGAUUCCCAUAAGUUAUCUGGAGGUUCAUCCCAAUGGAAAACGAUUGUUAAUCCAUACCAAAGACAGUACUUUGAGAAUUAUGGAUCUCCGAAUAUUAGCAGCAAGGAAAUUUGUAGGUGCAGCAAAUUACCGGGAAAAAAUUCAUAGUACUUUGACACCAUGUGGGACUUUUCUCUUUGCUGGAAGUGAGGAUGGUAUAGUAUAUGUUUGGAACCCAGAAACAGGAGAACAAGUAGCAAUGUAUUCUGACCUGCCAUUCAAAUCACCCAUUCGAGACAUUUCUUAUCACCCACUUGAAAAUAUGGUUGCAUUUUGUGCAUUUGGGCAGAAUGAGCCAAUUCUUCUGUAUAUUUACGAUUUCUAUGUUGCCCAGCAAGAGGCUGAAAUGUUCAAACGCUACAAUGGAACAUUUCCAUUACCUGGAAUACACCAAAGUCAAGAUGCUUUAUGCACCUGUCCUAAACUGCCUCAUCAAGGCUCUUUUCAGAUUGAUGACUAUGUCCACACUGAACAUUCCUCAAUGAAGAUGCAACAAGUGAAACAGAGACUCGAUUCUGUCACAGAGGUGAUACGAGCUUGUGCUGCAAAGGUCAACAAAAAUCUCUCGUUUGCUUCGUCAACCUCCUCACAGCAGUCUAAGUUAAAACAGUCAGACAUGCUUGCCGCUCAUCACAUUCAACACCAGUUUGGUUUCACUCAGACCGGGAUUAUCAGCAUGGAAAGAAAGCCUUGUAACCAUCAUGUAGAUACAGCACCAACGGUAGUGGCUCUUUAUGACUACACAGCGAAUCGAUCAGAUGAACUAACCAUCCAUCGCGGAGACAUUAUCCGAGUGUUUUUCAAAGAUAAUGAAGACUGGUGGUAUGGCAGCAUAGGAAAGGGACAGGAAGGUUAUUUUCCAGCUAAUCAUGUGGCUAGUGAAACGUUAUAUCAAGAAUUGCCUCCAGAGAUAAAGGAGCGAUCCCCUCCUUUAACCCCAAAGGGAAAAACCAAAACGGAAAAACCUUCAGCUCUUCAAAAGCAGCCAGUCAUUAAGGACAAGUCCCAGGAUUUCAGACUGGGCUCAGAGUCCAUGACACAUUCUGAAGUGGGCAAAGAGCAGAGCCGUGAGGACCAAGGACAAGCACACAAAGUGGGCAAAGAGCAGAGCCGUGAGGACCAAGGACAAGCACACAAAGAAAAAUGAGCAAGCCAGCCAAAAAGUCACCCUAAUAGAGUAAAGAGUUGAAGGAGAAUGAAGAGACAAUCAAAUACACAGAAAUGAAAUGGCAAAUGAAACCAGUUUCUCUUCAGACUUAAGAAUUUUCAGAUCCUAAGGAAGAAAGGAAGGACCCACUAUGUCUUGUCCUCAUGAGAGCAUCUAGAAAAAUCAGAAGCAAGGUAUGAGUAGAAAAAUGAAUGUGGCCUUUUGGCCUUCAUUAUUAUAAACCAUUGUGAUUGUUGUUGAUCAAAGUACUGGCACUUGUAUUUAUUAGUAAUUACAUCAGAAUUACAUGACCACUGUUGGAAAACCCAUAAAGAAAAAAAAAUAAUUGCUUAAAAACAAAACAAAAAACGUAAUUGCUAUUCAACAUGAAGGAAAAGUGUUUACUCUGUUGGGAUGUCCAUUAAGCAGUCGUUUAAUGUUAUUAUAUCUGUAACGUGAUUGUGUGAUGUUAUGUUCAGAAUAUAAAGUGUAUGCUUUUGAAAUUUAACUUUAAGAGACAAGCAGCUUCACAAUAUUGUAUAUUUUAAAUGGUCCCAGUGAGAAAGACAUUAAAAGGGAACAAAUUUUGUUUGUUUUGAAUGAAUCAUAUAUGUAACUUGUUACAUGUAAACUAAAUGCCCUUUGACUUGAUUGGUAGCAGUAUUUCAAAUAUCUUUACUUUUAAAAAAGAGCAUUUCAUAUUUAAGCAUAUAAGUCAUUUGUAGACUUCCAUUGUUGAAUAUUUAUUUUAGUCUUAACAUUUGUUCUUAAAUUAUUACAUUGCAUUAUUUAUUCCUUGAGUUCCUUAAUUAACGGUGUCAUUACAAUAUGACUGUUUUAUUAAAGUGUUAUGUUAUAAUA